UCUUGUUGCUCUGAAGCGGGUAAAAUAUUGUGCACUUGUCCAGCAGGAGACAAGUAUUUUCUUGUGAAGGCCUUUUCUUUGGAAAAUAAACACUGUUUUGCUGGAAACAGUGAAGUGAUUUAUUUUUUAAAUACAUUUUCUGUGUUAGUUGUUCAAGUUCCUGUACCAAAUAUGCCAAGAGGCGGUAAAAAAGGUCACAAGGGUCGGGGAAAGCAGUUCAGCAACCCGGAAGAAAUCGACAGACAGAUGAAAGCACAGAGAGAGCUGGAGGCGAAUGGCGGGGUAGAGAAGGAGGAGGAGAAGACAUCAGGAUCUGACGACAGCAGCAGUGAAGAGGAGGACAUUAACAAGAAGAAGAGUGGAGUGGAGGGAUUGAUCGAGAUAGAGAAUCCCAACCGCAUAUCGCAGAAAAGUAAGAAGGUGACCGAGCUAGAUGUCAACGCACCUAAAGAGCUGUCACGCAGAGAGAGGGAGGAGAUUGAGAAGCAGAAGGCAAAGGAGCGCUACAUGAAGCUACACCUGGAGGGGAAGACGGACCAGGCACGGGCCGACCUCGCCAGGCUGGCCAUCAUCAAGAAGCAGAGAGAGGACGCGCAAAAGAAGAGGGACGGCCUCAAAAAAGAAAAAGAAGCUGAAGACUCCAAGUCCAAGCGUUAGUCUCCUGUCUCCCGAGGACUUGGCCUGGCAAACGUUCUGGGGAGGCUGGAGUAACGAGAGAAGAUUGUAGGAGGGAGGGGAGGGGACCAAUACGAGGGUUGUCGGCUCAGGGGUACCGUGUGCUUGGGCUCCUGCCCUUCAUCUCUGAUGAGGGAAGGGUGUGAGCUGGGCGUUUUUGGAGGACACGGGAAGGGGGGGUGGAGGGGCACUUUGGGUACGCCUGUUUAGUUUCUCUGAAUAAUGUGAGGUUACAACGGCAGGUGUUCUAGUGUCUUCACUCCUCCCCUGUGUUCUUAUUCUAAAGCUGCUGGAGAUCAUUCUUUAAUUUUUACAUUUUAACACUGUUUACUUAUGAAUGGGAAAUGUUGGGAUGAUGAGGGGUUUGUAUACCUUCUCCUUCAUCUAACCUGUUUUAAGGUGAAUCAAGAGGAGGUGAUUGGGAUUGAGGAACACUAGUAAGAUCCAUCUUAUAUAGGAAGUCUUGGUUCUCUUUAUUAUUCUCUUGUUCUGGCCUUUGUCUCUACCGGCUGUGUCUUCAUUCACAACCUGACCAUUUUAAAGGCCUUUGGCCGCAAAGGAAAGAGCUGUCCCAGAGGCAGUAGUGUCUGACAAAACAUAUGUCAAGGAAUCAAUCACCCUUUAUGCCACUUAUCUGUAGACUGUUCAUUUCCUGGAGCUUUUAUUCUGUUGAAUGUGUUGGUUUUUCUACCCAGACAUGUUCAGCUGUUUGAGCUGUCACCUUGCUCUAAUUUCUCAUUAAACCACCUGGCAGUGUAACAUCUUGUAAAAAAAGUUAUAUUGGUAUAAAACGGGGCAUAAUGAUAUUUCACAAUAAAAUUUAAAAGCAUCGCUAUAGCCUCCUACUGUAUGUAUCUUUCUCAGCACUAUGGCUUUCUCUUGAAAGGGACCAUUAUUUUGUUCCCUUUGACAGUUUACACAAGACCAAGUCAAUGGUCGUGUUCCCCUGCUCAGACGUUGCAUGCAUCACCCAAUGGUUGCGUGCCAGUCAUGACGGUGCUAUGCUGUAGCGCAAUGGUUGGAACCUGAUAUGCCUUUAACAGGAAAGCAAUAUUCUCUGAAUGGAGGUUGUGGCGGAAACUAAUUUCUCUCUUGAAAACAUACAGUAUAUACAAAGUGUUUUAAUGUUUAUAAAAAGGACUCUCCAGGACUGAAAGGAUUGGUCGGAUAAUUGGUUGACUCGUCUAUUUGAAUUAAUUUGUUGUAUAGAAAUAAAUACAUUAAUAGAUGAAUGAAUAA
Molecule: messenger RNA, 1914 nt
Organism: Salvelinus sp. IW2-2015
Lineage: Eukaryota; Metazoa; Chordata; Actinopteri; Salmoniformes; Salmonidae
Product: 28 kDa heat- and acid-stable phosphoprotein
Cellular component (GO): cytosol
Molecular function (GO): RNA binding
Source: RefSeq, a predicted model, not a curated record